Messenger RNA from Knipowitschia caucasica, 231 nucleotides. The record is from the annotation of a GenBank genome assembly. Lineage: Eukaryota; Metazoa; Chordata; Actinopteri; Gobiiformes; Gobiidae.
AUGCGAGGGAACGCGACGACAGAGAGGAGACCAGAGGAGAGUCCCAGAGGCGACGACUGCAGGCAGAGAGAUGAGGAGAGACCAGGAGACGAGGAGAGAGACCAGAGAAGGAGAGAGAGCGCAGAGAGGGGGAACCAGAGACAGACGGAGGGACGGGGGCAGAGGCUGAGUCCUAGAGAGUUAGAGAGCCGGGACGAGGGAGACGAGGCCAGCCAGAGAGGAGCGGAGUAG